Messenger RNA from Chironomus riparius, 2311 nucleotides. The record is from the annotation of a GenBank genome assembly. NCBI's taxonomy places the organism in Eukaryota, Metazoa, Arthropoda, Insecta, Diptera, Chironomidae.
AACAAUUUUUUUGUAUCUAACCCAGGCUCAGAGUAAGUGAACAUCAGUCAGGCUUGAUCAAAUAGAUAAAAUCAUUUCUUGAUUUUCUAAAAUAAUUUAACAUAUCAAUUUUCAAAAAGUGCUCUAAAAUUGUUUUUGAGAUGUUAGAACCUAAAUAUGUUGGACCAACAGUCGUUAAAAGGAAGAAUUCUAAUGUUAACGUCCUAGCACCAGAAGGAACACAAAUUGGAUGUAUCAAUUUUAACAAAGAGUUGCCGACAAUCGAAAUUACUGAAUCCGAGUAUGAAAAGCAUAAAAAAAUUUUACUCAGAGAAUUUGAAGUUGGAAAAACACUACCAAAAUUUAGAUAUGUCUUAUAUGUGGAGUCAAUCAUUACAAUUAAUAAUGGAACAAAACGAUUGAUUGUAUAUGAAGACUUUGAGCAAAAACUAGAUGUACUUAUAAAAGAUAAAAAAAAUAAUAUAACAAAUACCGCAAACAAAAUUAAAUAUAUUUUGCAAACAGCAUCGCAAGGUGUAUUCUGUUUACACAAUGAAAAUAGAGUUCUUCGAAAUAUCUGCCCUAGGACCAUUGCAGUUUGUAAAGAAGACAAUCACCACGUUGGAAAAAUUUCCGAUUUGGCUAUGUGUAAAUCUUUAUUAGGAAUUACGGAAUAUAGUAAGGAGUUUACUGCUAAUGAUCUUUGUAUGGCUCCCGAAAUAUACUUAAAAAAAGACACAAAAGACGAAAGAGCAGUCGACAUAUUUAGUUUGGGAGUUGUCUAUUUUUUUGCUUUAUCAACCGAAUAUCCAUUUAAAUCCAUUAACAAAAAUAAAAAUUAUGAUCCUCCUAACUUUAAAACCUUUGAUUAUAAUGCCUUGGAUUUUUAUUCUUGGGAUCGCUCCUUAGCUGAGCAAUUAAUAUCUUCAAUGUUGCAGCAUGAACCAUCAAUAAGACCAACAAUUAACCAAGUGUUAAAUCAUCCAUUUUUUUGGGAUGAAAGUAAGAUAGAACAUUUUUUUGCAACUGCAAGUCAGUACAUUCAAGGAAAUGAAGAGAUGCUAAUUAACGAAUUUAACUUAAAAUGCCAACAAUCUAAUCAAGACUGGAGGGAAAAAAUUGAUGAUGAAAUUCUUCAUGCAGUAGAAGAAAGCUGCAGAAAAUAUGAUAAAAAAAGCAAAAACUUAAACUCAACAGCAAACACAAACACUUUAAAAAACUUUUAUAAAAACACAGCAUCGGAUUUUUUAAGAUUUUUGAGAAAUUUUCCAAAACAUAUAGAUGAGGAUACAAACUUGUCGGCAAGAACGUUUUUGAGAAAAGAAAAAAGUUCUGUCAUUAGAUAUUUCUUAAACUUAAAUUUCAAUUUUUUUGUUCAAUGUUAUUCAUUUUUUAACGAUUUUAAACAUUCAAAAUAUGAUACUUUAAGAAAAUUUUAUUGUGAUUGCUAUUUAGCAAAUAAGUUUGAAAACCACACUUGCGACAGUAAUGCAUUUAAUCCAUACAUAUGGGGGAAAAAAAAAAUAAUAAUUAAAAUUCUUAAUGUAGAGUUGAAAAGUGAUGAAGAAAAAAAAAGUGACGCGAUUAUUGAACAAAUUAAGCGAAAAAAUGAAAAAAUUUUUGGUGACUUCAGCAUAUUUCAAAAGUUUGAGCAUGUAGUUACUGUUCCAAGAAAAAACAAAGGAAAAAUAGUUCAAAAUAAAUACAACAUUAUUUGUUCUACCGACCCAAAUACAUUUAAAAAGAUUAUGGAAGCAAAAAAAAUUAAGUUUGGUUUUCAGCAAUGCAAUGUGGUCGAUGGUACUUAUGUGCCAAGAUGUUUCAGAUGUUACGGCUUCUUCCACAAAGCUGGUGAUUGCGAUAUUUGCGACGAAAAUGAGAACAUUUGCAUCAAGUGUGGUGGAAGAAAUCAUAAAAAAGAAAAAUGUACAGCAGAAGUUAGUUGCAACAAUUGUACCGAGUAUAACAAAAAAAAUAAGAAUGCGAAUUUAGAUGUAAAGCAUUCAAUUAUUGAUUUUAAAUGCCCAUGCUAUCAAAAGGCAUUUAAAUCGCUUAUGAGAUCCAUAGACUUGUAGCAAUCAUCAUUUGAAGUGAUUUAUACUAACUCUCAAAUUUUAAUAAGGAAUAUUGAACCAGUAAGCAUAUGAUAAAUCAUGGUUCGCAACAAUAAGUAUCGAGGAUGCAAAUUUACAAAUAACAGAAGUAUGCAAAUCCCCCGCACAAAAACCUAAUGAUUUUUUUAAUUUUUGUGUUAUUGAUCGAGGGACUUAAGCGCAUUUUUGUGUUAGCGAUCAGUAUUUGAUUAUGUAAUUAUUUUGCGUUCAUUUACAGA